Molecule: messenger RNA, 1476 nt
Organism: Fusarium mangiferae
Lineage: Eukaryota; Fungi; Ascomycota; Sordariomycetes; Hypocreales; Nectriaceae
Exons: 7
Coding region: 1-1476 (491 amino acids)
Biological process (GO): transmembrane transport
Molecular function (GO): transmembrane transporter activity
Source: RefSeq, a predicted model, not a curated record
AUGUCCGAAUCUAUCAGCAUCCCUGGUACUGUCCACCUUGUGGAUCUGGACCAUGACAUGCAUGCUCGUCAUGCCAGUUCAUCUGCCGACAUUGUCCUGAACCCGACUCCAUCCAAGGACCCCAAUGAUCCGCUGAACUGGACUCCCCGUCGCAAGCUCCUCUCACUGAUUUGUCAGAACCUAUAUACCUGGUUCGCUGGCUUUGCAGUGUCAACUGUCUAUUCCGUCCUUGUACCCCUCUCCGCUCAAUCUGGCGUUUCCAUCGCAACUCUCAAUGAGGGAACGGGAUAUAUGUUUCUCUUUCUUGGCUGGAGUCUUCUUUUCUGGCAGCCUUUCUCUUUGCGCUAUGGCAAACGCUUGACGUACCUGAUCUCUAUCCUUGGUGCAAUAGGCACCAGUAUUUGGAGUGCAUAUGUCAAAAGCAAUGGCGAAUGGCUAGCAAAGUGCAUUAUCCAAGGCUUCUUCAUUUCGCCCAUCGAAGCUCUUCCUGAGAUCUCAGUCACCGACAUUUACUUCACCCACGAGCGCGGUACAUACAUGGGAAUUUAUUCAUUUGCCCUCGCUGGCAGCAACUACUUUGCCCCAGUUGUAUGCGGCUUCAUCGCCGAUCACCAAGGCUGGCAGUUUCUCUCUCAGGGUGAGAUCAAGAAUGAAAAGAGUGAUCCCGUGACUGCAGACACGCCGGCCGCGGAGAAUGGCGAGGUUUAUAAUACCCCCAAGACCUUUAUCCAGAAGAUGUCGCUUUGGCAGCCGUCGCCGGGACAAAACAUGCUCACGCGAUCGUGGCGAUCGUUGAAGUAUCUGACUUGGCCUGUUAUCUUCUACGCCGGUUUUUCCUACGGUUCAUAUCUCAUCUGGUUCAAUGUUCUCAACGCAACGGCCUCACUGAUUCUUUCCGGAGAGCCCUACAACUUUAGUUCAUCUAUGGUUGGCCUUAGCUACCUUGCUUGUUGCGUCGGUGUCAUCGUUGGAGCUCUGGUCUCUGGCAGACUUAGUGAUAUUCUGACCAUCAGACUUGCCCGUCGCAAUGGCGGAAUUAUGGAAGCUGAAAGCCGCCUUUGGCCAUUUGCCAUCUGUGUCGUCAUGGUACCAUGUUCACUGAUUCUCUGGGGUGUCGGAGCUGCCCAUGGAGUCCAUUGGUUCGGACUUGUCUUUGCGAUGGGAUGUCUCGCCUUCACCAGCGCUGUAGGCGUAACUCUCAGCGUCAACUAUCUCAUUGAUAGUUAUCAUGGCAUUAGUGGCGAUGCGAUCGUCACGGUUAUUCUCAUUCGCAACACCAUGUCUUUUGCAAUCAGCUAUGGCAUUACCCCUUGGAUCACUCAUCUUGGGUAUCAGAACUGCUUCAUUUCCGCAGCUUUUGUCGGAAUGGCAGCCUCCUCUGCGUUCAUCAUUAUGAUGGUCUAUGGCAAGAUGUUCAGAACUCGUAGUGCUGAGAAAUAUUAUGAGCUGGCUGAGGAUGGUCAAGCAAGCCACUGA